This is a messenger RNA of Bradysia coprophila, 2428 nucleotides long. RefSeq lists its product as uncharacterized. The record is from RefSeq and is a predicted model, not a curated record. Gene Ontology annotation, molecular function: protein binding. Gene Ontology annotation, biological process: SCF-dependent proteasomal ubiquitin-dependent protein catabolic process. Gene Ontology annotation, cellular component: SCF ubiquitin ligase complex. Lineage: Eukaryota; Metazoa; Arthropoda; Insecta; Diptera; Sciaridae.
CCAACACCACGAAAAAGAAGUUCGAAAAUGGCGUUUCAUUGAGUUAGAUGUCAUAGCAGUGGUAAUGUUUUUGAUUUUUAUUGCAUUUUUCACAUAUAUACCGCAGUGAGAAUUUAAAGUUUUCGCUUUCAAAUUUUGUAUGCAAAUUAUAGACAAAAAUAGUGUCUACGGAUUUGUGUUGUAAUCCCCGUCUACGUGUAAAGAGACUCCGUCAAAGUGUACCCGAUUCAAUUCCUGUUGACAAUUCGAACAGAAAGAGAGUGUGUUGUUGGAUAAACAAAAUGGACCUGGACAUUGAUAAUGCUGGCCCCAGUAGUAAAUCGUCUAGUCUGUCCAUUGACAUCGACGUUGAUGACACACAAAGCGACAGCUUCAACGGCUCCAACCAAAAUUGUAAUAAGCUGAAACCAAAUAGAAAACGUCGAUUGUCGAUGAUCGAAGAGGAACCAUCUGGUAAAGUAUUUGUUCAAGACUCGGAAGACGAUUACCAUUACAGCAAACUGCUCACGUUGAGCGACGAAGUUUUAUUGGAAAUUCUGAAGAACUGCAACAGUCUCACAUUGGAUGCAUUGUCAAAGACAUGCAUUCGAUUCAAGAAUUUGGUUUGCGAUCGACGACUUUGGACUAGUUUCGAUUAUUCCAAAUUGGCUCUGAGCGUGGACGAGAUUCUGAAGCGAUUCAAAUACAUCAACAAGGACACGACUCAAUUCAAAAUCAAAGGUCUCGUCAAAUCGUUUCCGCACAAAAAAUGGCAAAACAACACAAUUACUGAAAAUUUGCUGGAAAAAUUACAGAAACUAACUCCACAGUUGGAAAGCUUGGAGGUCUACGAAGGUUUCCUAGAUUUUCAGAAGUUUACAAUUAACGAGUUCCCAAACACAAUAAGAAAAUUGGUAUUCUGCGGAUGUGAGGUAAACUUUGCAUCACCUGCCCGAGCAUUUUUCAACCGAAUCGAUACUCACAUGAAGCAUUUGCAAGAAUUGAGUCUCGAACGAUGCACUUGGUUCGAAACGCACGAUCUCAUUAUGUUCUCCAAGCUGCCGAAUCUGAAAAAGUUAAAUUUACGCGGUUGUGUGUCACUGAAAGAGUGUGUUCCCUAUGGCAGCAUAGCAACGAGAUUCGGUUUCCGGAAAUUGGAGUCAUUGGACAUUCGUGACACACCGAUAUCGGACAGUGACAUUCAGUGUUUCAACAUAACAACCACUUUACGUGAACUGUUGAUGGAAUGUCCAGUCGAUUUGAGAAACCAAUCGGCAGCUAGGUCUGGCUGCUGUGAUUUGGAGCCGGUAAAUGAGGAGGAAGAAUUAAGAUUGGAGCCGAAUGGCAAUGAACGAAACGAGCAAAACGCACAACAAGCUGCUGAUGAACCGGAACAACAACAACCACGUCAGCAUCAAUCUGUAGGCCAACUAUUAGUAGCAGCUGCUUCUUCCGCAGCAGCAGACCGAUCAUCAUCACCAGCACAACAACAACAGCAGCAGCAGCAACAACAACAGCAGCAGCAACAACCUCAGCAACAACAAAAUCGCGACGAUGACGUUCGGAUUGCGAAUCAUUACAUAAACAUUGUCGUGCGAAACCACAAUUAUGUUGAUAUACAAAACAAUGUUGGGGAGAGGCGUGACGGAAGAGACGCUGUGCAUGAAAAUCCGCAAAUGUUUGUUCCUAAUAAUUUAGAUGUGAAUCCUCAACCCCAGCAACUGAUCAUUGUACGUGGAUUAAAUUGCAAUACUGGUAAUCGAGAUCGUGCCGUUGGACGCCGAAACAGAAUAUCGUGGGAAAUAGUGAACCACAACAAUCAUCAGCAGUAUGCUCAACUGUUCUACAAUCGACCGAUUAAUCGCACCUUCGAACCGCCACCGGUAACACUGAUCAGCGAUCGCGGCAUAUGCAGCUUCGGCGUUUCGCCCGAUAACAUUCAGAACGGUGUCGUUUGGAUCCGGGCCGAUUUUCGGUCGCCGGACACAUUUCUGGAAACGUUAGUCGUUCGACAUUACAAACUGGUAACGGAUGUGUCGCUGCGACAUUUGGUACAUUGUUCACCGAAAUUAAGCUAUUUGGAUGUGACCGGCACAUCCGUCACCCAAGCUGGUGUGCAGGCAUUUAAGACUAAAAAACCACUUUGCACCGUCGUGUCCGACUUUGAUGUGUAAAGAACUGACAUAGAUAUGUAUUAAGACACAAAAAAAAAAGAAAAAAGAAAAAGAAAAGAAAUCUGUGGAAAUUACUCAAUGUGAAUUAUUACUUAUGGUCUAUCGUCUUUCUUUUGUUAUAAUAAUUCCGCGCAUUUAACUUUCAAUGUCCGACAGUGGUGCCACAUCUGAGAAUUAAAUUGUGCUUCAAUUUUUUUUUUUGGUAACGUGCGUAAUAGAGAAACAGAGACAGACAAGUUGUAAUGGCUAGGAAUGUCAUUUUUUUUCAUUGAUUU